GCCCCCGCACUCCCGCCGCCCAGGGUCGGGCGGCCACGAGGCCCUGCCGCGUCCUCCCGCGCUCGCCCGUCCGGCGGCUGCAGCCAUGUCGAAGGGGCCGGAGGAGGUGAACCGGCUCACUGAGAACACCUACCGGAAUGUUAUGGAACAGUUCAAUCCACGGCUACGAAAUUUAAUAAACCUAGGAAAAAAUUAUGAAAAAGCUGUUAAUGCUAUGAUUCUGGCGGGAAAAGCCUACUAUGAUGGAGUGGCCAAGAUUGGUGAGAUUGCCACCGGGUCGCCCGUGUCUACAGAGCUAGGCCAUGUUCUCAUGGAGAUCUCAAGUACCCACCAAAAACUUGAUGAGAGUUUUAAAGAAAAUUUCAAAACAUUCCAUAAAGAGAUUAUACAUGAGCUAGAAAAGAAGACAGAACUAGAUGUGAAAUACAUGAACGCUACUCUCAAAAGAUACCAAACAGAACACAGGAAUAAGUUAGAUUCUUUGGAGAAAUCUCAAGCUGAACUGAAGAAGAUCAGAAGGAAAAGUCAAGGAGGACGAAAUGCACUCAAAUACGAACACAAAGAAAUUGAGUAUGUAGAAACCAUUACUUCCCGCCAGAAUGAAAUCCAGAAAUUUAUUGCCGAUGGUUGCAAAGAAGCUCUGCUGGAAGAGAAGAGACGCUUCUGCUUUCUGGUUGACAAACACUGUAGCUUUUCCAAUCAUAUGCAUUACUACCACUUACAGUCCGCAGAAUUACUUAAUUCCAAAUUGCCUCGGUGGCAGAAAACCUGUUGUGAUGCCACCAAAGUACCAGAGGAAAUCAUCAAUAUGAUAGAAGAAAUAAAGACCCCUCUCUCCACCCCAAUGUCCUGGACGCCUCAGCCUUCGCCAAUGAUCGAGAGAAGCAACAUGGUUGGGAAAGAUUAUGACACGCUUUCUAAAUAUUCACCAAAGGUGCCCCCAGCUCCUUCAGCCAGAGCAAAUACCAGUCCUUUGAUUGAUAUGUUUAAUAACCCAGCAACAGUUGCACAGAAUUCAGCUUCUUCAGAUGAUCCCAGCUUACAGCGGUCAGUUUCUGUUGCAACUGGACUGAACAUGAUGAAAAAGCAGAAAGUCAAAACCAUCUUCCCACACACCGCUGGCACCAACCAGACCCUACUUAGCUUCGCACAGGGAGACAUCAUCACACUGCUCAUCUCUGAGGAGAAAGAUGGCUGGCUUUACGGAGAGCAUGACACCUCCAAAGCGAGGGGCUGGUUCCCGUCGUCAUACACAAAGUUGCUGGAAGAAAAUGGAAAGGAGACAGUGAGUGUACCCUCACCAAGCCCAGCGCCAGUGAGAAGCAUGAGCACGGUGGACUUGUCUGAGAAGGGCAGUGCUGCCGUCCCCAUCCCACCCCCGGAUUACCUGGAGUGCUUGUCCAUGAGAGCGGCCGCAGAGAAGAGGGCCGACGGCGCCAGACCGCCUUCCACCUUUAAAGCCCCAGAGUCCAGACCAGAAACUCCGUCUUCUAGUAAUUCAAAUGGGACUGCAAAGCUUCCUUUCCUCAGUGGAGAAAACCCCUUUGCUACUGUGAAACUCCGACCAACAGUGACAAAUGACCGAUCAGCACCCAACAUUCGAUGAAAAGAUGGCUGAGGAAUUCUUCAGGAUCUUCCAAUGUUAUAUUCUCACUCGCAAGAUGAUAGGUUUGGUAUGUGCUGUAACUGCCAUAAUGCUUCACCAGAGGGCGCCUGAUUU
Pteronotus mesoamericanus is the source of this 1720-nucleotide messenger RNA. RefSeq names its product BAR/IMD domain containing adaptor protein 2 like 1 (gene BAIAP2L1). The record is from RefSeq and is a predicted model, not a curated record. NCBI's taxonomy places the organism in Eukaryota, Metazoa, Chordata, Mammalia, Chiroptera, Mormoopidae. Gene Ontology annotation, cellular component: cytosol; nucleoplasm. Gene Ontology annotation, molecular function: protein binding. Gene Ontology annotation, biological process: actin crosslink formation; plasma membrane organization; actin filament bundle assembly. The coding region runs from base 86 to 1606 and encodes 506 amino acids. The transcript is spliced from 14 exons.